GAAGACAUUCUUUUUGACACGAAUUCAAGAACCAGUGUCAGUACAAAUCGCUCCAGAACAGUUUUGCAUGAACUGUUUGCCUUUUUAUCGUAUUGGCAUUACUGUUAUGUUAUAUUAUUAGUGAAGUAAACCUUGGACCCUAUUUUUUUUUAUAUAGACUUUAGAACAAGGUCCGUCCAUGUGUCAACAAAAGUUCAUUUGAAAUAAAUUGCGGCCAAAUAGGUUAAAAUGGUGAAGAAAAUAGCCGUGAUUGGCUCAGGUGCCAGUGGACUAACGGCUAUUAAAUGCUGUUUAGACGAAAAGUUAGAACCGGUAUGUUUUGAAAGAACGGACAAUAUUGGUGGUUUGUGGCGUUACACCAAGGAAGUCAGAGAUGGUCAGUCAUGCGUUAUGAGAAGUACUGUUAUCAACACCAGUAAGGAAAUGAUGUGUUAUAGUGACUACCCUAUACCUAAAGAAUACCCGAUCUUUAUGCAUAACACACAGGUUUGGGAAUACUUCAAACAAUAUGCAAAUGAGUUCAAUUUAUGCAAAUAUAUACGAUUUGAAACAGAAGUAGUCAGUGUAAAAAGAUCUGCCGACUUUGAUGAAACAGGUAGAUGGGAUAUACAGGUGAAAGACUUAAAUACAGGAGAAACACAAAACUUAGUUUUUGAUGGUGUUUUGGUUUGUACGGGACACCAUGCUGUCAAAAAUGAACCCAAAUUUUCUGGUUUGGAUGAAUUUGAAGGUAAAGUUUUACAUUCACAUGAUUAUCGAAACUUUCAUGGUUAUGAAGAUAAAAGAGUUAUGGUAGUAGGCAUUGGUAAUUCUGGAGGUGAUGCUGCUGUAGAACUGAGUCGUAUUGCUUCUCAGGUUUUCCUCAGUACAAGACGAGGAUGCUGGGUAAUUAAUAGAAUAUCUGAUAAUGGCCUUCCAAUUGAUAUGAGUAAAACAAACCGCUUAACUGCAUUAAUUGUGAAAAUGUUGCCAUUGUCGAUAAUAAAUGGCAUCACAGCUGGAAUAUUAAACAAACGAUUUGAUCACGCUACUUAUUCUCUAAAACCAGAACACCCACCGUUCGCCCAGCACCCAACUGUAAACGAUGAUUUACCAAACAGAAUCAUCUGUGGAUCUGUGAAAGUUAAAACUGACAUCAAAAGAUUCACCAAACAUGGUGCAGAAUUCAUUGAUGGUACGAAAGAAGAUGACAUAGACAUUGUCAUGUUGGCAACUGGUUAUAAAUUUGGUUUUCCAUUUCUGGAGAGGUCUGUGGUUGAUGUGAAAAACAACAGAGUACAGUUGUUUAAGUAUAUGUUUCCACCAGAUUUAAAGAAACAGACUAUAGCUAUUAUUGGCUGUAUACAACCUCUUGGUGCCAUCAUGCCAAUAUCAGAACUACAAUGUCGUCUUGCUACAAGGGUCUUCAAGGGUGAUGUACAGCUACCCUCUAAAGAAGAUAUGUGGAAGGAUGUUAGAGGUAAAGAAAUUCGUAUGAUGCAAAGAUACUUCCAAUCACCACGGCACACUAUUCAAGUUGAUUAUUGCGCCUUUAUGGAUGAACUAGCCGAUUUAAAUGGAUGCAGAAUUGAUUUCAAAAAGUUAUUCAAGAGUGAUCCUAAACUGGCGUUAACAUGUUUCUUUGGGCCUACUACACCAUACCAAUACAGAUUGUUUGGUCCAGGAAAAUGGCCGGAAGCAAAGGAAGCCAUCUAUACAGCCUGGGAGAGGACAUUUUAUCCGUUAAAGACUCGACCAGUAAAAGUGGAACAGAAAUCGUCCUUGAUCUUCUAUGUUAUAUUAGCUGUUAUUGUGUUGAUACUGGCUUAUAUCAUUUUAUAAAUGAUAUGAAGUCCUUUGAUCAGACCCGUAGACAAUGAGGGUUGGGGAGGUAGGGGAUAUAAGCACCCUUAAAUCAAAAUUGUCUUAAAAAAAUUGGUUCUUAUAUUAGGCUACCGGUAAUUUCUUUAACCCAAGACAGGGAAAGCCAAAUUUUAAUAAGUGUGCUCUAUUCCAGAAUUUUUUCUAAUAUUGUUAUUGUUUGUAGGGGAUUCAAAAUGCCAUACACAUGUUUAUGAAAAUCAGCAGAUUUAAAUUAGAUUUAUACUUCAAGUAAAAACAGUCCAUUUUGGUCAAAGGACCUUUUCCUACUCAGUGGAAAUAAAAAAAACUCUCCAAAUAUUGUUGUGGUUAGAUCCAGACUUAAAACUUUUUUGUUAAAGAAAACAUUCACUUAAUGGCAGUUGUGAUCGAUUUUGGACUGUGCUUUGCGCAAUAUAUAUAUAUAUAUAUAUAUAUAUAUAUAUAUAGAGAGAGAGAGAGAGAGAGAGAUCCACUUGACAGAAACUUGGUCAUUUCGGGACUAACAUAUGGUUUUAAUUUUAUUUCAAUAAUUUGCUUGCGCGUAGGGGUCUUUAGCAGUGGGAGGAAACCGGAGGACCCCGGAGAAAACCCAGGAGGUUGGACAGGCGACCCUACUCCUUGUCAUGUACAACUGGGGAUUUGAAACCACGCCAGUUGACUUAAUGACAGGCCUUAUGAUACAGCGCAAUACAAAUAGACUAAUAUUAUUAUUAAUAUUAUAAGUACAUUCUGAUUUUCCCAUAUAAUUUUGUAAUAACUCAGUCUUGGAAUAUUCUGCUAUCCAUUGUUGUUUUGUCUUUGUUAUGGUAAAAAUAAAUUAUAUUUGUUUAAUAGUUAAAGAGCUAAAUCUGCUUAUUGCAGGUAUUUCUUUUGGAUUCAAAUAUUAUUUAAAUUAUUAUUUAUACAUACAUUCACAUGACAAGACCAUAAUCAAGACCUUGUGAUUUUUAAUGGACUGACAUAAGAUCUUCAUUUAAUAAUUUAAUUUAAAAAUGGAUAAUCAAGAUUUUGUUUAUUAUCGUAACAAUAGUAGUAAUGAAAAUCAAGACUACACUAUUCAUCAAACAGUCAUAACUUCGCUAAGAAUUAAGUAAUUUUCACUAUAUUAAUUUUUCAUUAUCUGUUUUUGAACUAUUAUAGCCAAAACAGCCAGUGCCCGAUUUCAUAAACCAUUCUCAAGACUUGAGUUAAGAACUUAUUCAACUUUCAGUCACUGUUUAUGAGAAAUAGCCUAUCUUUGAUUCAAAAACUCAAAACUUUGCGCAUAGUUUCUUAUUGAUACAUUAAAACAACAAAAGUUUUAUAAAGGGUUAUUUUUUAGUUAAAUUUUGAGUAAAUUCUUAACUUAAAUCUGAGAAUGUUUUGUGAAACCGGGCCCAGCUCUUUAUCUAAAUCUUACAAAACAUAUGCAUCAUGUUGGUAUUUAAUUUAUUUUCAUAUUUUUAACUUUGUGGUAUACCUCAAUAGCAAGUUUUAUACAAUUAUAAAUUUUUAUCUAUGUUUUUAUAUAACAGUAAUGUUAUUCUUUUCAUAAUUCUUGUGGUAUAAGUAUGUAGACUGUGAUUGUAUUUCUAUUUCCCAGGCAAUCAAUUCUUGUAUAUAUAAAGUCGUCACCCCUGGCUGUGUGAAAGUCUAUAUUUUCACAUUUCUUGUAAAUGCUAGAAGUGGUAGUGUAUUUUAAUGUAGUGUAUUAGACUGGGGCAAGCUGAGGAGCCAUGGUGGUUCAGUGUGUAGGACUUUGGCUCACUAGCCUGUGGGUCCCUUGUUCGAUCCCUGCGUGGGCCGAGAAAGUUCAUCGGGUUCCCUCUUGUUAGUGGUGUAGAACAGCGGGCUUGGCAAGGGACAGUGUAUAGUCAAUCGUAUGGGACAAAAAAGCAAGGUCCUGUGUACACAUUGGCAUGUAAAAGAACCCUUGACAGAUGGAAUUCAAAAUAAGAGUAGGCCAUAGCCCAGUUGGAGCAGAACAGUAGGACGUUUCAUUUCAUUUCUGGGGCAAUCUGGAAAAUAAGCAACAUAUUCAGGCUAAGUCUUGUCUUUUGUCCAGCACUGAUUUGUACGAAAAUCCGUGCAAACGAAGGUCGCCCAGGAUAAUGAGCCAACAUAUUACGCACUGAGGAACCAUGGCUCCACAAAGUUUAAAAUUGUUUUUCGGGGGCCCAUUCUUCAGGAAAUUUACUAAAAAAAAUGGAGAUUAUAAGGAAAAUAAAACAGUGAAUAGAUAUAGAA
Patella vulgata (common limpet) is the source of this 4068-nucleotide messenger RNA. Its product is annotated as flavin-containing monooxygenase 5. The coding region runs from base 229 to 1821 and encodes 530 amino acids. The transcript is spliced from 5 exons. Gene Ontology annotation, molecular function: flavin adenine dinucleotide binding; N,N-dimethylaniline monooxygenase activity; NADP binding. The record is from RefSeq and is a predicted model, not a curated record. NCBI's taxonomy places the organism in Eukaryota, Metazoa, Mollusca, Gastropoda, Patellidae.